AUGGCCGACUUACAAGARGCCGGCGAACUCGUSUGCACAGUAAAUGUAGAAAGCUUAAAUCCCACUAAUGGAACUGUAACACGACGGCGUGUUUAUAAGAAUGUCUCAAUAKUGUGUUGCAGAGACGAGUUAAGAGACAUUGUUCUUCGAAUCUUGGCCAAGAGUUCUCCCCUAGCGAAAAACUACCGACUUCGCGAUAUACAAAUCCACAAACGAUUCCUACAAGAAGGAAAAGCAACAAUUAAACUAGUUACGCAGAACUUACAACURCUAAUAUCAAACAGUCCACCAAGUAAGCUUGCAUUAUUCUUAAAAUGYUUAUCUUURAAGCUUGCUCAAAGGAAGGAAACCGGCUUUGCAAGUGAAAGAGCAAGGAUUCGAAGCGAUGUUCCUCGUGGGUUUGAAACCAUUAGUCCUCUCACAGAAAGGGAUUUUACCACUAAAAAAAGACCGUUUGCGGAGGUGAAUGGUAAUAUAACUCCGAAACGAUGUAAAAUUCAGAAAACAAACUGUUCUACAAGUAGUGCUGGGCCUCGAAAAAAGCUGAAUGUCAUGUCUAGUUUGCAGAAUAACUUCACAGACGAGCAACAAGAGGUAGUCAAAGCCGUCCGUGRAGGAAAGAGCAUAUUUUUCACAGGAAGUGCGGGGACGGGAAAGACUUAUCUYCUCAAGAAACUUAUUGGUAUUUUACCACCAGAAGGAACGUUUAUUACGGCAAGCACUGGAGCUGCUGCUUGCCAUAUAGGAGGAACUACUUUGCAUGCCUUCGCAGGUAUWGGAAGUGGUAGUGCUGACGUAGAGCAGUGCAUCGAGCUAGCAUCAAGGCCAGCAAGACUACGGCUCUGGAAAAARUGCAAACGUCUCAUCAUUGACGAAAUUUCUAUGGUUGAUGCUGAGCUCUUUGACAAACUUGAAACUGUAGCAAAGURUACAAGAAAUGAUGACAGRCCUUUUGGAGGAAUUCAGMUGAUUCUGUCUGGAGAUUUUUUGCAGUUGCCACCYGUAACAAAGUUUACWGAUGGGAAAACUAAGAAAUUCUGUUUUCAGGCAGAGAGCUGGUUCAAGUGUAUCAAUAGAACUAUUGAACUGACUCAUGUCUUUCGACAAAAAGAUCCAAUGUUCAUUUCCAUUUUACAGAACAUUCGGGUUGGAAGCUGUUGUGAUAAGAUAACAUCAAAGUUGACACAAACAAGAAACAACACCAUUGAAAAAGAUGGUGUUUUGGCGACCAAGUUGUGCACCCACAAAGAAGAUGUUGACCAAAUCAAUCAAAUUCAYYUAUCAAAAAUUACUGGAAAGUCACAAAUCUACCAGGCUAAYGACAGCGAUUCAGGACAGUCACACAUUAUAUCAAGACUGGUUCCUGUUGCAGAGARAAUUGAACUCAAGAUUGGAGCUCAGGUGAUGUUGGUUAAGAAUCUUCAUGUGACUGAAGGUCUAGUUAAYGGUGCUAGAGGUGUUGUAAAAGGCUUUGAAUCUGGAAGUGUUGUUAAUCCAAUUGUCAAGUUUGCAUGUGGAGUUGAGAGAACUAUUACACAAGAAAAAUUUGUUGCAAAGACGGCAGGAGGCGCUGUGUUGACUAGAAAUCAACUACCACUUAAACUAGCAUGGGCAGUAUCCAUCCAUAAGAGUCAGGGAAUGACACUCGAUUGUGUUGAAAUCUCUCUUGCCAACGUCUUUGAAUAUGGACAGAGUUAUGUUGCUUUGUCUCGUGCUCGCAGCCUUCAAAGUCUAAGAGUCUUAGAUUUUGACAAGAAAUGCGUAAGGGCCCAUCCUGAUGUUCUGCGGUACUAUGGAAAUCUUAAGAAAGAGCAACARAUGCUGAGGAAAAUACCAUUAGGAAACACAAUUAGAUGAGUUACUUUUACUUUGAAUCAAGCCUUCUUGGUGACCUGGUGCAAAGACRU
This is a messenger RNA of Exaiptasia diaphana, 1907 nucleotides long. Its product is annotated as ATP-dependent DNA helicase PIF1. Gene Ontology annotation, biological process: telomere maintenance; DNA repair. The transcript has 7 exons. Bases 1 to 1857 code for a protein of 618 amino acids. Gene Ontology annotation, molecular function: DNA helicase activity. The record is from RefSeq and is a predicted model, not a curated record. NCBI's taxonomy places the organism in Eukaryota, Metazoa, Cnidaria, Anthozoa, Actiniaria, Aiptasiidae.